Messenger RNA from Fibroporia radiculosa, 4836 nucleotides. RefSeq lists its product as uncharacterized. The record is from RefSeq and is a predicted model, not a curated record. Bases 1 to 4836 code for a protein of 1611 amino acids. The transcript is spliced from 7 exons. NCBI's taxonomy places the organism in Eukaryota, Fungi, Basidiomycota, Agaricomycetes, Polyporales, Fibroporiaceae.
AUGUCUACCUGGGGAAUUGGGGAUAGUCAUGACACGGAUGAGGUCCAAACAUUGAAAGAGACACUGCGGUCUAAAGAUGCGCAGCUUGCCACCCUCGGAGGGCAACUGAUGAAGCGGGAUGACGAUAAUAAGGGUUUCCAAUCUGCCUUGAACGAUGUAGUUGAGAAGCUCCGACGUGAAUCAGAUAGAGUACUCGAGCUCGAUGCAGCUUUGCACAAACGGAACGAGGAGCUCCAGAACGAGCGUCUCACUCGGCAGAACAUCGAACUGACAUUGCAUGCCAUCCAACAGAAGUUCGCGGGUUCCGAGCGUAGCCUCCAGGAGCUUCAGUCAGCAUUUGACGCAGUCUCUUCGCAGAGUGAUCACAUGGAAGCGGAACAACUGAAGACACAGACAGAGAAUACAACCUUACAGAGACGGAUUCUUGAUCUCCAACAGGCCUUAGCAGCAAAGGAACAAUCGGAGCAAAUUCUUCUUCGAGAAAGUCGGAGUUCAGCCGCUAGUGCAACAAGUAAUCGUAACCGACAACGCUCCUCUUCAAUAACAAAAAUGCAUAUCGCAUCCCUGGAGCAAGAGGUAUCCGAUGCCAAUACUCGUAUGGUCAAGCAUGCUACAGAGCUGUCGGACGCGAGGGAUCGCCUAGCUCGCGCGCAAGAAGCCGUCGUUCGCUUGGAGAACGAGAAGAUGGCGAUGGAGAAGCAAUGGAUGAGACGGGUACAGGAGAUGGAGACCAAGCUGGGAGAGCAUGAGGACGAUUUGCGCGCGCUUCGACAAAGCGGAGGGGCAGAUGCGGCGGCGAGGGAAGAAUCUCUCCUGGAAAGAUUGAACGACGAAGAAAGAAGGGUGAUGGCUCUGGAAAGUGAGCUUUCGAGAUCUUCAACAUCUCACGAGAGAGAACUGUCCCUCGUGAGGGCAGAACUUGAGCGAACUCAAAGGAUACUGGAAGAAGAGUAUCUGAGAACGCAGACCGCAGAGGGCAGGCUGAUUGACCUUGUCGGGGAGAAAGAGGAAGCUCUUGAUGAGCUGGAUAGGACCCGUGAACAAGCUCAGCAGCUUCAAAGGGAAUUUGAGCUAGCAACGAAGAGACUCGGAGAUCUAGAGACAAUGCAAGCACAUUCAAUUUCGGGACUCCAAGCGACCACACAGUCUCCCGGACCUGAUGCAGAGACUGCAGCGGCUGUGGAGCGCCUUCUCGGCGCCAUUGAGCGAUUACGCGGAGAACGAGAUCAGCUACGCCGAGACCUGGAAUUCCUCACCAUCGAACAUCAAUUUAGUGUGGAGCAUCUGAACUUGAAGCUCGCCGCCGCUAUUGCAUGUCCUGCAUCCCCCGCCUUGGACAUGGGUGGUCAGGAACAACCCGCAGCUCAUUGUCCUACACCGGCAAGACAAGAAGCAGCAGAUGGACGCUCAAUAUGCGGUCAAAAAGCUGCGAUGGUGCUGGCACUUGUCGUGCAACAUGUUCAUGCCGAGCAGCAGGAAGGCUUCUUGCGAAUGGAAGACCUAGAAGAAGAACUUGCCCACGUUCAAAGUUUACUCCAGGAGGCGCGCCGCGAAUUGGAGGUCAACGAAGUACAUAAACACCAGACGCACGCCAUUCAGGAGCACACGGAUGCCUAUGUUGGCCAGUUACAGGCGAUGCUGGACGACAGUACUCGAACUCUCCAGCAGGCGCAAUCUCAGAUCUCCGUUCUCGACGAUUCUAUCGAACGAUUGCAGGCAGAAAGUCUACGGGAGCGUGAGGCACACGACGACCUUGGCGUGGCUUUUGCCCAAACGGAAAGGCAGCUUUCCGAGGGUAUGCAAGCCCUUGCCAGCGUUGAGGAACAGAAAGACGCGCUUGCGUUGCAACUACGGCAUGCACAGCAAGACCUGGAGCGUACCCGCAACGAGCUGACGGAAGCGGACACUCGACAUCAGAGACAGCUGUGCGCGAUGUCUUCUGGAGAAUCAACUCGCGCAUUAUUGGACCAAAUCGCUACGUUGAAAGAUCGUGUUGAGAGGAGAACAGAACAAAUUGGCAUCCAUCAACAUGAUAUCAAGCGGCUUGAGACAAAUCUUCGGAUACAGGAAGACCGAAUUUCGGAGAUGGCGCUCGAGAUAGAAACGAUGCUUGGAGAAAAAGAGGUCAUGGUGGAGGAUUGUAGGACGACGAGGGAAACGCGUAACGAGACGCUGCAGCGAUGCGAGAUACUCGAGGAGAAAAACGAGCACCUCGAAGAGGAGACAGAGAGGCUUGCAUUAGCUCUCACAUCCGUUUCUGAACGCGAGACAAAUCUGAUGAAUGAGGUUCAGGCGCUAUCAAAUCGACUUCUAGAUGAGGAAGCACGCAGAGAAAACCUCGAAUUAAGCCUACUUCAGGUCGGAGCCGAUAAUGCCCGCCUCAUCGACGAGACAUCCCAUCUGGAGGCUAAGCGUGAACAUCUUACUCAAUCACUCGAAGAGAGGGGUCGCCUUCUGCAUGAUUUAAAGGUGGAGAGGGAUCUAGCAGCAAAUGAUAGCAUUCAGCUGUCCGUCGCUUUAGCUACGUUUCACAUUGCAUUGCAAGCGGCACAAUCAUCUUCUACACACGCUCAACAUUGCAGUCGCUCCUUUCAAGUGCAAGUGAUCAACUUGCAGCAGGAAAUACAGACUAGGCUGAACGUUAUAGCCACACUUGAACAACAAGUCAAGGACUUCCAAAGUCAACAGACCGUGAAUGCUGUUGCGGUGACGCAGCUCACUGAUCGACACGUUGAGGAACUGCACGAGCUCUCUCGUGUCAACGACGCUCUCCGUACUCAGCUGGAAGAGAAUGCACGCAAUUUGUUAGCGGAAGAAGCAUGUCGAAUGGAAUUAAGGGCAAUGCAAGCCAGGCAUGGCAGCGAGAUGGAGGAUUUGCAACGUCAACUCAGACGCAUCGAAGGGGAGCUUGACCUUGCGCGACGGCAAUGUGCGGAUGCAGUAGAAUCUCGUCAGCAAGCGCGAGACGCUCUGAAUUCCAUGAAAGCAGAGUUUGAAACCCAACUCGCAGAAGCUACGGCGAAACUACAGUCCAAAGACGUCACCGAGGACGAAAUGGCAUUGCUUCAGUCCCGCCAUGCAGCCGAGUUAGAAAUCCUCCGUGAGCAACUCAGCGUUGCCUCGUCAGACCUUGAGGACAGACAGAAGGCAUACGAAGAGCUAAGUAUAAAAUCUCACCAACUUUCCGAGAAUAUGGAGGUCCUCGUGGCUCAAAUCGCCGAAAAGGCUGAGAAUUGCCAGCGCGCAGAAGCCCAAAUGACUCAGUUACGCUCAGAUCUUGCUCAAGAGAAACAGAGUUUUCAAAAUCAAAUCGAGGCAAUCACUACAGAAUUACGACUUGCUAGGGAAACUGCAGGUGAACUUACAGCACAGUGCCAACAGCACAUCCGCGAUUCAUCUAGCAGGGAACAAGAUUUGAAGAGCCAACUGGUAUCCUCGCUCGAGGAAGUCGAGUAUUUGAAGGCAACGCUGCAAGGAGAGAUGGACCUGCAUACUCGCAGUCAGAAGAAUCAUGAGGUAGAGCUCCAGACCACUAGAGAGAAGGUUACGGCCUCCGAACGUUCUCGCGAGUGCUUAGAGAAGGACCUGGAGGACUUGCAUGCUCAAUUAGCUGAUAUGAAUACGCACUUGGAAGGGGUUUCGGCCGAAAAAACUAGCCUACAGUACGAUAAAACAAACAUGGAGGCGGAAAUCCAACGCUUGAAGUCUUUGCAACGAUUCCUAGAAAGCCAGACCAGAGAUAGUGAACUUCAGCUGGUGUCCUUGAAGGAGGAUCUGGAAAAAGUGCGCGUUGAUUCUAUCAGGUUUGAGAAAGACUGCAAAUCAGCGGAGGCCGCCCUCUCAAUGCGCGAGAUUCAGCACGAACAGACUCUUGCCUCGCUUCGCCGCGAGCUGAAUGCUCUUCGGGCAGACCCUAAGCUUGAAGACAGGUUGACGGAGCUCCAGGAGCGUAACCUGGAGAUGGAGGAACUUCUCAAAAGCAAAUGCCUGGAGAUUGAAGAAAACGAUGAUCGCUUCAUUGAAAUGCUAAAGGAGAAGAAGAAGCUUACCAGUAAGGUCGAAAGCCUCACUAGGAAGGUGCAUAAUUUGCAGGGUAAAUUGGCCGCUACGGGUGAGAGCAAUGCAACUGUGCCAGAAACUGGCGCUUCUGCGACGCCGCAUCACGACACCUCGGAUGCAAAUACCUCCAGAGUUGAUGCACUCAGUAACUUGAAAACAAGAAUGCCCUCCGGGUCCGUGCCUGCUGCACUCUCGAUUCCGGCGCCUCUGCCCAAUGUUUCUAAAACUCAGUCGCGAGUAGUUUCCGGAUCAGCCGUCUUGCCCAGACCGAAAACGCCAGAGAGAAGAACCACUCACCAGACAGUUUUCAGGGCACGCACGCCCGAGCAUAGUCGUGCAUCUUCCAGUACCGCACCCAUUCCGGCUAUGCCAGUUGCAGUUGCUUUGCCUUCAUCGUCCUCAUUGGGUAAGAAGAGGCGAGCCCCUGACGACUUCGAGGACUGUGAAAGUGUACCCCCGCAAGGUUUUACAAUCGACAGCGUUCCAAGCGUCGAGACUACCACGCCACGAGCGCGCAGAACCCUACACGCGAUCCGUACUGGGUUCACGCCAGUACGCUCUUAUGCAUCAAAUCAAGAGGCAUCCCAGCUGUCGCCUACGAGAACCACAAAAGGAGCGCCUCUCGACUCAACGAUUGCCGACGUCACAAAUAGUCCACGAGCGGCAUCCCGGACGGAUAGCACCAAAGCGACCAAGCGGGGCUGGCUAGGAAAAAUCAGAAGCGCGCCUGUUCAACCGUUGGCCGGCCGUUCUGUUUCAAAGCCUGAACGACGAUGA